AUGCGAAUUCGGAUGGCCCAACCACUCACCAGGAAAGGGCUGCUAGAUUCCUGUCUGGCUUGUUGGCUGUUCAUUCACCUAGUCUUGCUGGAACCUGCAGGAUGCAAGUUUCCCCGUGGCUCAGAAGCGAGCGUCCCGCUGACGGACACGAGUGUCUUGCCACCGGAAAACUACAACACCGUCUAUCUUAACACGAUCGCCCGGGCUUCCGGAUCCCAAUCCAAGUUGCCUGAGGUUCGACCACGAUAUCGUGAUCUGCCUGAAGGGCUGAUGGCCGGAAACGAGCCCAAGCGAGCCCGAUACGGACCGGCUGGUAGCUAUCUAAAUGAUGAUGGUGAACAAACAAGAAUGACUCAUGACAAGAGGAGAUUCCAGGUUACUAAUCAUCUUCGUCACUCCACAGCUCAUUCGGCGAGCGCCGUCUCGGGAGAUAGGUUCAUCCAUCCAAUCGUACGGCAAACUUCCCAUCAGAUGCCAAAUCAUCGAGGAAAAGUCAGAGCCGGGUCCGAUCAACUGGACAUUCGGAAUUAUGGAGAGAUUGCCGACGUGGGGAUUGUGGAAACCAGUCGAGACAAACGAUCAGCUGAUAUCGCCAUUCAAUCUCCUUCGCUCGAGUGUCCCUUCACUAAUAUCAAUACUUUCUGGGUCGCCGACUCUCUGAUCAGAAGACGCACCCAAUCCUUCGAGUCAAAAUAUCCGCCAUUUGUGAAAUACCUCUUCAUUGAUCAAUCCAACCCUCAUUCUAAACCAGUUCUGUUGGACGCGAGACGUUGGGGACAGACAAGCAAUUCGAUCCCAGUGGUACCGAUUUCUGGAUACCCUGUAUCAACACGACACUUGAACCGUAGAUUUCAAGAAAUCACUAGGCUGAUCAUUUACAAUCACGCUGCACUGCUGAGGACUUUAUCGAAGACUCUCAAUGAGGAAAUACAAGCCCAUGACGAUUUGGAAGCAUGGCUGAUUAAAGAAAUUUAUUAUCCAGACGUUGGCCUGCCUAUCAUAGCUAAAUUCUCCAGGAACAAAUUGGACAUACGCAAGGCGCAUCAUGACCAAGCUCAAUGUUUGUUGAUUGCCCACUUGCGUCAAAACCAAGACCUCGAGGAAAAAUUUCGUGACUCGAUCUCGAUCAUUGGUCUUUAUUAUAAGCAAAACCUUCCUGAUGUAUGGAGAUCGUUUGGGAACAGUGAUCAGGAGUUCUGGUCACUCCUACGAUUGGCCCUCCAAAAUGCAAAGACAGGUAAAUUGGACGUAAACGAACUGGAUGAAAAUCUAAAUUUAGAGCAGCAAAUCGAAAGAGAACUUUUCCCUCAACGAUCCAGGAUUGCAGAAUUUUCGCAUAGGAUUGCGGCGACUUAUGAUUCAAUUUCAUGGCAACAAGGAAUCAAGGGCAGACAAGAAUUCGAUAAUUUUCCGGUCACUUUGAUUCCUGGAGUGACCAAAGAUCAAGGAAUAAGAAUCCAGUCUAUUCGGAUCAAGGAUGAUCAACAGAUAUUGAGACCACUAGUCACAGCGAAGAAAUUUGAAGUCUUACUGAUUAGCUGCGUCAAUCUUCACAACACCCUGCUCGGUUAUCUAAAGAAGAACGACUUGAGAGUGCUUCCGAAUGCCUCAGCUCGAAUAAGGAAUAUUGCCUCAAGCGAUUCGGUUCAGUGA
Puccinia graminis f. sp. tritici CRL 75-36-700-3 is the source of this 1653-nucleotide messenger RNA. RefSeq lists its product as uncharacterized. Bases 1 to 1653 code for a protein of 550 amino acids. The transcript has 3 exons. NCBI's taxonomy places the organism in Eukaryota, Fungi, Basidiomycota, Pucciniomycetes, Pucciniales, Pucciniaceae. The record is from RefSeq and is a predicted model, not a curated record.